This is a messenger RNA of Odobenus rosmarus divergens (Pacific walrus), 867 nucleotides long. It is a transcript of the gene CLN8, whose product is annotated as ceroid-lipofuscinosis, neuronal 8 (epilepsy, progressive with mental retardation). The transcript is spliced from 2 exons. NCBI's taxonomy places the organism in Eukaryota, Metazoa, Chordata, Mammalia, Carnivora, Odobenidae. Bases 1 to 867 code for a protein of 288 amino acids. Gene Ontology annotation, cellular component: endoplasmic reticulum; membrane. Gene Ontology annotation, biological process: lipid homeostasis. The record is from RefSeq and is a predicted model, not a curated record.
AUGACUCCUGUGAGCGAUGGAGGCACGGCAGAGAGCAUCUUCGACCUAGACUACACGUCCUGGAAGAUCCGCUCCACACUGGCGGUCGCCGGCUUCGUCUUCUACCUGGGCGUCUUCGUGGUCUGCCACCAGUUGUCGUCCUCCCUCAAUGCCACGUACCGCUCUCUGGUGGCCAGAGAGAAGGUCUUCUGGGACCUGGCGGCCACGCGCGCCGUGUUUGGCAUUCAGAGCACGGCUGCGGGCCUGUGGGCCCUGCUGGUGGACCCCGUGCUGCAAGCCGACAAGGUGCAUGGCCAGCAGAAGUGGUGCUGGUUCCACAUCGCCACGGCAACUGGAUUCUUCUUCUUCGAAAAUGUAGCGGUUCACCUGUCCAAUGCGCUCUUCCGCACGUUUGACUUAUUCUUGGUGGUCCACCAUCUCUUCGCCUUUCUUGGCUUUCUUGGCUCCUUGGUCAACCUGGAAGCUGGCCACUAUCUGGCGAUGACCACAUUGCUCCUGGAGGUCAGCACCCCCUUCACCUGCAUUUCCUGGAUGCUCUUAAAGGCUGGCUGGUCCGACUCGCUGUUCUGGAAGCUGAACCAGUGGCUGAUGGUUCACAUGUUCCACUGCCGAAUGGUGCUGACCUACCACAUGUGGUGGGUGUGCUUCUGGCACUGGGACGGGCUGCUCAGCAGCCUCCACCUGCUGCACUUGGCGCUCUUCCUUGUCGGACUGAGCCUCCUCACGCUCAUCCUCAACCCCUACUGGACCCACAAGAAGACUCAGCAGCUGCUCCAUCCAGAGGAUUGGAACUUUGCUCAGCCGGCGCCCAGAAGCAGCCGGCCCACUGGGGCCAACGGCCAGGUGCUGCCCAAGAAGGGGCAGUAG